Molecule: messenger RNA, 2415 nt
Organism: Penicillium egyptiacum
Lineage: Eukaryota; Fungi; Ascomycota; Eurotiomycetes; Eurotiales; Aspergillaceae
Source: the annotation of a GenBank genome assembly
AUGGCCUCCGAUAAUGCAAAUCGUCCCUCGCGAGACCCCGCGCCUAAGGGAAAAUCCCGCAAGACCGACCCGAACGCUCCGGUCCGCAAACGCCGCAAGAGAACCGUGGUCAGCGGAGCCCCCGACGACUGCUUUGCCUGCUCCAAACGAGGAGCACGGUGUGACCGGCGCCGACCUUAUUGCUCCCAGUGCCUCGACCUUGGCCGCGAAUGUUCCGGAUACAAGACGACGUUGACAUGGGGUGUUGGAGUCGCAAGUCGAGGGAAACUCCGGGGCCAGAAGCUUCCGGUGAUGCAAUCGGAAGGACAGUCGUCGGAAACUUCCGCGAAAUUACAACCGGACGCCUCAAGCAGCAGCGGCCCGUCUUCUUCACGGGUUCCUGGCAAUGCUUCAGGCCCGAUGCCUCCGUCAACCGGGCCCGAGAGAUCGUUUGGUACAAGCAUGCCGGGUGUGAAACAGGAAGGUAGCCCACCUAUGAUGCCAGCUGCCUUUGACAUGUCUUCAAACAUGGCUUGGACAAUGGACAUGCCAGAUCCACAAACGUGGUCGAGCACGAUUGCUCCGCCUGCGAUUUCAGGGCUUCCUUUGCCCAGUCGGCCGAUGAUUCCAAACAAUACGAGCCAAGAUAUCGCCCCGGAGACGCCAUUGCUAUAUGCCCCCAUUCAAAGCCCGAUGGCUAAUUCUGGCUCUCUGGUUUGGCCGACUGCAGCUCCAUCCUCAUCCCAGGCUGCUACUCCCCCAGCGUCACAAGACACGGAUGAGGAGGAUGUCAAAUACGAUAAUAAUUAUCAUGUGCUUUGGAACGCCGCCCAUUCUCCAUCACUUUCUCAGCUCCUCUUAGCACGAUCUGUUGGACGGACCCCGCGUAUUCGUUAUCUCAUCAGUUACUACGCCGAAGUUAUUACCCCCAUGAUUGUUGCCUUCGAUACCCCGACAAAUCCGUUCCGAACUCACAUUAUACGCUUGGCUAUGGAGAGCGAGGCUCUGCAGGAGGCGAUUGCGACGUUGGCUACGAGCAACUUGCGCCAGAGGCGAGAGCACAAUCACCUCUCCACGGAACGAACUCUGCCGGCACGUAUGUCAUCAAUGGCUCACCGCGCCCUCACCGAUGAAGAUUUCCAAGAUAGAUAUGGCAUCUCAAUGGUCGAAGGCUAUAUGAGAGAAGAAAAUCACCAUCGAGGAAUGGCCGUCAAGGCUUUAAAUGCGGAUUUGGCCGACCCUCAUCGUAGAUUGUCAGACUCCGUACUGGCGACUUUGUUAAUGCUCUGCCUUUUCCACGGCUGCGAUACUGGCGUUGCCGGAUUCCGUGCACAAUUUGCUGGAGUAACAAGACUACUUGCGAUCCGAAUGCGCCAUUCCCGUGUCAUACCAGAUGUCCUCAAAUGGUUCAUCCGCAUGUUCUCGUGGUUUGAUACAUUGACAGCAACCACAAACGACCGUGAUGUCCAACUCCGCGGAACAUGUUUGGAGAUCAGCUCCAAAACCGAUGGAGAAUGGGGUCUGGAGAACCUGGCCGGCUGUGAUGGUCGUCUGUUCAAGCUAAUUUCUCAGCUGGGACGUUUGAAUCUUCUCAGUCAGGAUCAGGAGCCCAACCUAUCUCGCCCAAAGGAUGCUGGUAUCCCCACUACAUCCCUCCCUCCUAAUAUGCUGUUCCCGGGAUGGGAAACAGUCGUGCCCAAUCCAGGAAUGGGCUCCGUACCGGAAUACGGAUUUUCUCUUCCCACGCCACCGCAAAGCAGCGACUCAUCCCGCCGUCCUGCCUCUCCAGAAUUCUGGACAGAGUGGUAUUCGCUCAGGCAGCGACUCGAAUCCUGGCGAUUCGACCCACCUGCUCAGGCCCCUCAGGCCUCUUUCCCCUCUCCGCCCUUGUCUGCGUCUACAAUGACCUGGAACGCCACUACCUAUGUGACGCCACAGACUUCCUCAUCAGCAUACCAAGUGGCACCCGAGAAUCUUCAGGACGUCUACCAGAUCUCGGAGUGCUUCCGUCAUGCUGCCCUUCUCUACUGCGAACGUCUAGCCGAGCCGACCCUUCCAUCGUCUCAUGGCCGUAUCCAGCACCUUGUCCAGCUUGCCAUGCACUGUAUCAUUACCGUGCAAUCCGACGUAUAUCUUCUCUGGCCACUGUUCAUUGUCGGCUCAGAAUGUGUCCAGGACGAUCACCGCUCGAUAAUCCGCGAUCGCUGCAAGGAUAUCUCCAAGGACUCUGGCUUUAUCAACAACCUUUCCUGCCUAGAGCUUCUGGAACAGAUCUGGGCUGAGCAUUCUGAUGAAUCUUCAUUCCCAAUUUAUCCUAGCGGGUUCGGUCCCCCGCCUCCGCUGGCUGGUGGCAGGGCACCAGCUUCAUCGCAGGCCUUCCGGUGGUCCCGUGUUAUGCAGGCCAAGCGGGGUGACGGCGAAUACAUGGUUGCAUAG